UUCCGAGAUGUAACAUGUCUGCGCCCAUGAGAGGUCAGAAACGGGAAUGAGCGAAAAGAGGAACGCUGAUAACUCACGUAAUUUUAACACAGACACCGAACGCAAGAAAAAUGAGCCUAAGUAAAGACAAAGGAGACCAGAAUCCACUGGAGAAGGCCCUCGCUGCUUACCUCAAGGCUCUGCAUACUAAACCAUUGUUGACAAAAGCUGUAACAAGUGGUGUCAUUGCAUCAAUUGGAAGUCUUGCCUCGCAGUUGAUCGUUCCCAAUCCUCAGAAUGGAGGCAAAAUUGUAUGGAGAAGUGUGGCAGCGUAUGCAGCAUUUGGAUUUGUGGUUAGUGGUCCCUUAAUUCACAAAUUUUACAUCCUGCUGGACAAAAUUAUGCCACCAAAGAAAGAAAAAACAACUCUUGAUGGUAUCAAGCGAGUUAUUGUGGACAGACUGGUUUUUGCCCCACCAUUCCUGUUGCUGUUUUUAUAUGUGAUCACAAUUUUAGAGGGCCAAGGACAUCAUGCAGCCAUAGCCAGAAUAAAGGAAUCAUUCUGGCCAGUCUAUAAGUUAAAUCUUCAGGUGUGGACAGUGUUUCAAUAUGUGAAUAUCAAUUAUGUGCCACCAAAGUAUCGUGUUUUAUUUGGAAAUGUGCUAGCCUUAGUCUGGUCAAUAUUUGUGGCAUCAAAGAGGAGGAAAAUGGCUCUGGCUGCCAAGCAGUAAAUAAUUGAAGAGGAUUUGUCUACAUUCCGUCAUCACCAUUAGAUGAUAUUCACCUGGACAGACAUGUUUCCCUUUUUUAUCAUUACCAAUAAUUAUUACAUUUUAUACAGUACUUUCUUGAUUAUAGAACUAUUUAUUUUAAUAUAAUUUUGUGCAAGAUAUUUUGAUCUUUAACUAUAUGAAUGUUUGAUAAACUGAUGCAUUAAGGGAGCUGUUGAGAUGCAUUAUUCUGCAAGUGGUAUUUGAUGGAAAAUUACAUGUAUAUCAUAAAUGAGGUAUUAAAGAGUCUAAAUCAACACAGUAGUUUAAUUCACACUUAGCAAAAAGUAAAUUGAAUUAUGUCCCUUUCCAAAGUCUACUGAAAAGUAAAAAAAAUAAAAAAGAAGAAAGAAAACAGUAUUUCUCUUCUUUAUGCUUCUAAACAUUUAGGGGUACAUGUACUUCAAUAAAUUAACAUUCUUUUAUAAUUUUUUUCAAUACAUUGGUAGCCCCAUCCUGGGGAAAUCAAAAUACAAGAUGCAAGUGACAUUUUUAUGCCAAAUGACAACAAUAAUUAAAAACCAGAAAGUUUCAAAGCCUACUUUGAGAAUGCAAUGGAUGGUGUCCAAGGGACAUAACUUUUGAAAAAUUUGGAUCUUUAACCUUUAACCUUGGACAGUAAGUGACAGAAAUCUAAAUAUACAGUUUUUUUGUUUUGUUUUUUGUUUGUUUUUUUUGUUUUGUUUUGUUUUUGUUUAUUUUGAAAUUCCAGUAUUAAAAACUAACUGUUCCUCAAAAUGAAAUCCAUUUGUUUUGUUUUAAAGUACUCUGUACAUGUUCAUUACUGUCACACAUAAAUCAGCACUGCUGUCAAAGAAAGGUUUUACACAAAUAAAAAAUUGUUGACACAGUGCAACACAGUAAUGAAUUGAUGAAUUUCUAUAUUUUCAAUGUUUUAUGGUUAGAGUAUAAUGUAUUACUAGUACAUGUAUAUACAUGUAUGCACAUUAACUGUAUCAUGAAAUGACAGUGAUUAUACAAAAAUGAUAUAUUGAUUUACAUUGUAUUGAAAUGCAAAUUACAUGUGCAUUGAUUUUAUGCAUUCAACUUAUGUGAUUCUGUAUCAUAAGUUUUGAAUGCAAAGUUAUUUACUUUUGUAUAAUCUAGAAAAUGUUUUUAUAAUUAAAACUGUAGGAUAAACCC
Saccostrea echinata is the source of this 1892-nucleotide messenger RNA. Its product is annotated as peroxisomal membrane protein 2-like. Gene Ontology annotation, cellular component: membrane; cytoplasm. The record is from RefSeq and is a predicted model, not a curated record. Bases 111 to 710 code for a protein of 199 amino acids. The transcript is spliced from 5 exons. NCBI's taxonomy places the organism in Eukaryota, Metazoa, Mollusca, Bivalvia, Ostreida, Ostreidae.